AUGGAUCGUGACGAGGAUUACCAAAAUUUUGUUGUGGUAUAUAGAGGGCUUUCGUACAUCGGGAAAUUAUUAGAACCAUACACAGAAAAUGGUAUUCAAAGAAUUCAUCAGGAUAUCUACAAAGUGUUGGGAGGCUACCCACCCUGUCAAUCACAAUGUAGCUUACAGUAUGGGAAAAAUAUGAAUAAAUGGUGUAACACUUGCAAAGAGUGGAAGAAACGAUUGGCGAGGACAACUAGGAUACCAUUUGAAUCUUGGCAAUACAUAGAGUUCUGGAAAUGGCCGACUGAUUUCAAAAGCAUUGCUGAUAUAUAUUUACCGAAGGGCUCGGCCAAUAAACCAGUCGAUCUACGAGAUAUUUCUGUGUCAUGUCAUAUUUGGCGCAAUAGCAUAAACGUGUUUCAGAUUCGUUGGUUUGUUAUUCAACAUUUGAGAGAUGCAAGAAAUAGGUACUUUGCUCAAAACAUCAAAGGACUACACGUAACACGAAAUGAAAAAGCUAAAGCUUUCGAUGCUUUCAGAGACGCGAUCAAAGAGCCAGAUGUUAAAUGUUUUGUAAACCAAAACUCGUCAUUGAAAGAACUUGAAAAGAUAAAAGAUGGGGAUGAAUUAACUUCAUGGAUGAACAAAAUUGAUGACAAAAUAAGUAACAGUUUUAUGACAUUAGACAGCAUAAUGCAAAACCAAAAUGAUUUCGCAGAAACCGUAACUCAAGCCCUUGACGAAAUCCAAAAGGAAAGUAUACACAAUGUCAAUAGAACAAAAUCAUCGCUUUUUCAAAAAUUUCACGUGAAGACGACAAUAUCAGCUUUAACAAUGGCAGUGAUUGCAUUCGUAACGUUAGCGUUCUUGUGGACAACCAGGGAAAACAUCCAAGAAGAGAAGAAAGGAUGCCUUUCAGAACUCUACAGUUAUACAUUUAAACAAGAUCUUCCAUUGAUGGGAUAUGUGAAAGAACAUAAAGAGCUAGAAGGUAGGAAAUGGUUACUAGAUGACAUUGGUAGAGUUCUUCUUGAACCUGAGACGAAUUCUAAUGGCGUCGCAAUCGUCGCAGAAAUGAGAUACGGUAUAUCUGCAAUCUUUUCGCAUUUACUUUGUGCGCAAGGUGAACAAAAAGGGAGGCAACUUGCGAAAGCAUGUUUAUGGAUUCCAUUUGUGUCGAUUUAAUGUUAAGAGUACUCGGUAUCCUGAAAGAUUUAUCAAACGAAUGGUAGGAUUCUUGGCAACAAAGAAUGCUAAAUAUGGAAACAUUAUAUCACUCUUACCAAGCUCUUCAAUAUUGUUUAACUCUGAUGCUUGUGCAAAGGAAAUAGAUGCCUGCUUCGACCAAGGCAUUACUCUACCACUACAAGAACUGUCAACAGCAGAGACUACGCCAUGGAUUAUAGCUGUAGAUGCUAUAGAUGAAUGUUUUGAUGAAUCACUACGCCGUAAUCCAAUUUUAGAUAUGCUGUCCAAUCGCAUCAAACUUCUGCCACAUUGGAUAAAAUUUCUUAUAACGUCGAGAAACAAAA
This is a messenger RNA of Mercenaria mercenaria, 1514 nucleotides long. RefSeq lists its product as uncharacterized. NCBI's taxonomy places the organism in Eukaryota, Metazoa, Mollusca, Bivalvia, Venerida, Veneridae. Bases 1 to 1167 code for a protein of 388 amino acids. The transcript has 3 exons. The record is from RefSeq and is a predicted model, not a curated record.